AUGUGUCAGAUGACACAUAGAUGAAUGUGAUUCUCUUAUAGGCCCCACCAUGUGGAUGAUUCCAGGGCAGAACCAAACCUGGGUUUCUGAAUUUAUCCUGCUUGGCUUCUCCAGUGGCCCCACGACCAACAGCAUCCUCUUCAUUGUGUUCCUUCUCAUCUACCUGAGCUCAGUCCUGGGCAAUGGGCUCAUCAUCAUGCUGAUCUGCCUGGACACACAGCUGCACACUCCCAUGUACUUCUUCCUCUGUAUACUUGCCCUGUUGGAUAUGUGCUAUGUCACCACCACCAUGCCCCAGAUGUUGGUGCAUCUUCUUGCUCACUCUCAGACCAUCUCCUUUGCUGGCUGCUGGCUGCAGAUGUAUGUGUUUAGUGCCCUGGGUAUAACUGAGUGCACCUUAUUUGUUGUCAUGGCUUAUGACAGAUAUGUGGCCAUUUGCUACCCACUGCGUUAUACUGUCAUCCUCAACUGGGGACUGUGCAUACAGUUGGCAGCUGGGACUUGUGUCUGUGGUUUCCUCUCUGCUUUGUUACAUACUUUCUUUACCAUGAGUCUGCCAUAUUGUGGGCCCAACAAAGUCAACCACUAUUUCUGUGAAGGUCCUUCAGUGCGUAGCCUGGCUUGUAUGGACACCCACCUCAUUGAGAUAGUGGACCUGGUCUUGAGUGUUUUUGUGGUUGUUACUCCCAUUUCCCUCAUUGUGGCCUCCUACAUUCGUAUUGCCAAGGCUAUUCUCAAGAUCAAGUCCACCCAAGCCUGCUGCAAGGCUUUCUCUACCUGUGCCUCCCACCUGACUGUGGUCACAUUCUUCUAUGGUCCAGCCUCUUACAUCUACAUGAGACCCAACUCCAGCUACUCCCCUGAGCGAGACAAGCAGAUCUCACUCUUUUACAAUGCCUUCACAGCUUUGCUCAACCCCAUAGUCUACAGUCUUCGGAAUAAAGACAUCAAGAGGGCAUUUCUCAAGGUGAUGGGGCAUGGUAGGGUGGACUUCUGA
Messenger RNA from Peromyscus eremicus (cactus mouse), 997 nucleotides. Its product is annotated as olfactory receptor 2A12-like. The record is from RefSeq and is a predicted model, not a curated record. Gene Ontology annotation, molecular function: olfactory receptor activity; G protein-coupled receptor activity. The transcript has a single exon. Gene Ontology annotation, cellular component: membrane. Gene Ontology annotation, biological process: G protein-coupled receptor signaling pathway. Bases 50 to 997 code for a protein of 315 amino acids. NCBI's taxonomy places the organism in Eukaryota, Metazoa, Chordata, Mammalia, Rodentia, Cricetidae.